AUAAUCAUUAAUCAAAAUAAAAUAGCAUACGUUUUUUAAAAUGAUUUACUGUUCUUUUUCUGAAUAAAAUCAAAUUGAAAAUAAAAAAUUAAUUGAAGAUUAUAAGUUAUAAUUUAAACAUGCUCUUAAGGAAUACAAAACCUAUUCCCGAUCAACAUAAAUUUCAAACCACAGAUAGUUGGACGGAUGCACUGCCUGUUUGCAAACAAUCCGCUGUAGGUUCAUCAACUAAUCAAAUAUAUCGUGAAGAUGGUAGCCGCGAAGAAGAACAUCCUUUUGAAGACAAAAGUUUUCACUGUAUUGUUAACGAUUCUACAUAUUUUUACGGUGUAUUUGAUGGUCAUUUCGGUUCGAAAACUGCAACUUUUGCUUUACAACGUAUGGCAGCUGAAAUAUUAUUGGGUGAAUUAAGUGGAAAAAGUACAGACGAAGAAAUCAAAGAUGUUUUAAGACAAGCGUUUUUUUCGGUUGAAAAGGGAUAUAUGGAUUCAAUAGACAGUAUCUUAGCGGAACGUGCAAGUCUUUUAUAUGAAAUUCCUGAUGGUUUAUCAUCAUAUGAGGCUUAUGAAAAAUAUCCGCGAGAAAUGGAACGAUUAGAUCUUUUAAAUUGUGAAUUGUCAUCUGGAACAUCCGCCGUCAUUGCCCUAAUCCACAAUGGUAAAUUGUAUGUGGCAAAUGUUGGUAAUUGUCGUGCUUUACUAUGUAAAACAGAUGUGAAUUCUGUUCUUCGAGUUGUCCAGCUAAGUGUGGAUCACGAUUUAAGAAAUGAAGAUGAAUUAUUAAGACUUUCUCAGCUGGGAUUAAACACAGAUGAAUUAAAAAGAGGGACCGUUGUUGGCAAUCAAGAAAAUACACGAUGCUUAGGCAAUUUUCUUGUUAAAGGUGGUUAUAGAGAAUUUCAAAGUUUAAGUUCUGCUACAUCUGAACCAGUUAUUGCUGAACCAGAAAUCCUUGGUGGGAUAGUUAUUGAUGAGUCAUGCAGAUGUUUAUUGUUAAUGUCUGACGGGCUUUACAAAUCGUUAGAAGAGGCUACAAGUUCAGAUCAAGUGAACAAAGAUAUUGCUCAAUUGGUUGUUAGCGAGUUUCGUGUACAAUCAACAUUAACAGGAGUAGCUCAAGCAGUUGUCGAUAAAACAGUUCGUGUACAUCAUGAUUUUGCUAUGUCAGUAUCAGGAUCAGUAUCAGUAUCAAAACGUGAUGAUAUCACAUUGUUAAUAAGAAAUUUUAAUUUUGCAUUACCAAAUGCUAAACAAUCUCCAAUCAAUCCAACUGUUCGAUUUAAUCCUCAUGUAGAUGCGCAAACAAUGAAUACAUUGACUUCUGUAAACAAUUCAAUAAUCAACUCUAUAGACACAACAAUUAGUAAUUCUUUUCAAUCAGAUCAGACUGAUCCUGACACUGAUCCUGAUCCUGAUCAUAUCGAUGCUAAUCAAUUAACUAAUAAUAAUAAUCGUCGAAUACCAUCUUAUGUUGAUUUCAGUUUGUAUUUUAAAAAUGUUGAAAUUGCUAAACAAAAUGGUACUUUACCUCCUGGAAUUGAUUUUGAUUAAUUCAUUUAUUUAUUGUAAAUAUGUAUGUCUUCUAUGUAAGAUUGUAAAUAUACCAAAACUAACUGAUUUAAA
Molecule: messenger RNA, 1622 nt
Organism: Chrysoperla carnea
Lineage: Eukaryota; Metazoa; Arthropoda; Insecta; Neuroptera; Chrysopidae
Product: TGF-beta-activated kinase 1 and MAP3K7-binding protein 1-like
Exons: 4
Coding region: 120-1550 (476 amino acids)
Biological process (GO): protein dephosphorylation
Molecular function (GO): protein serine/threonine phosphatase activity
Source: RefSeq, a predicted model, not a curated record